CUCAUGCCAUCUGCUCUCUGUUAUCAUUAUUAUAGGCGGCUUUGGAUUUAAAGUCGCCCUUCUCCUUGUGCUCCCUUUCGCACAGAAUCGACUCCCCAAGCAAACUCCAGACUAUUUUCUCUCAACGCUGUAACGAAGGUUCAUCCCGGGGUUUCUUCUUCUGUUUUUGUACGGUCUGGAAAGGCUGUGGAAACUAAUCAGGAUGUUUUACACUCCUGAGUGGGCUUACUGGAAACACUGCUCAAACUUUAAGCUCGGAGCCCAAAUGUAAGGAGAGUGGACCUGACGAUGUGGCGAAGAGCCGGGGAUGAAAACGUGGACUCCGGAGCUGACACAGCCGAAUCUGUCAGCAGCAGAAUGUCGUCGUCUGCUAGUGACCUCAUGAGCGGCCGGGUCGGGCGGCAGCGCCAACAGCAACUCUUGCCGAUAAACCUGCAUCUGCUGGCCAACCCUGGAGAUUCGUUGCUUCUGCAGCAGACGCUGGACCGCCUGCUGCGCUGGCUGUGCCCAAGCCUCCGGAUCUUCCAUGUAUCAGAGAGGGCUUCCCCCUUCAGAGUUCACACUUGCCUUCGUCCUGUGGCCGACUACCCUUCUCUGGCCAUCACCUUCUUCCUCCACGAAGCCUACGGAGAGGAGCGGAUCCUCAAAGUGCUGGACUUCUUCCAGCGCCCACCCUGGCAGUACCACCACACCGAGAGCUGCGGCAGCCGAACCAGAGGGAUCCACAUCACUUCCAGCAGUUCCCCCUCCAACGCCCUGCUGCGGCCCUACCUCCUGCCAAGCAGAGACUUUUACAGUCUGGGCCCCGGCAUGCCUGUGUGGGGGGUGCGACCCGUGCACUGUGGAGGAGAAAUCCUGCGCAUAACGCUGUACAGCAGCUACGACAACUACGAGGACGCUGUGAGGUUCUACGAGACGGUUCUGCAGCGGCAAGCCGAGGAGCAGAAGGCUGGUUUCUGCUGGUUCACCCUCCAUGCAGAGCCCGGUCUCUGCCUCCAGCUGGCCUUGAAACAGCUGUCUCCAGGGGUUGGAGUGGAAGCGUGCAGCUCUGCUGUGCUGCAGUUCAGUGUGGAAGAAGUGGGACAGCUGGUCCCCCUGCUGCCCAACCCCUGCACCCCCAUCAGCAAUAUACGCUGGCAGACUGAAGACCUGGACGGUAACAAAGUUCUCUUUCAAGUGAAGGCUCCAGCUCAACCUCAUCGACCUCUGACCUGUGCAUUCCCUCUCACCUGCCUCAGUUUGCCACCUCAAGGAGUGCAGCUCCGGAGCAGCGGACACGGAAACAGUUUCCUGCCAUGCGGCCUCACCGCUUCUCUGACGAUGCAAACUCACAGGCAAGGAAUCAGACCGCGCAGCGAGCCGGUUCUUGAGAAGCUGCUUGGAGGAUGUGGAGGAGCAGAAAGUCUGGGGUCAGGCAGCUGCUGCAGCACCCCUCCUGGAAGCUCCUGUUACUCAUCCCAACGCAGCAGCCCCGCUCAGCUCUCCACCUCCAACCACCCCGACUCUCCCCUGCGCCCCUCCGUCACCCGCUCUCUCUCCCAUCUCCUCCUGGAAGAGGAAGAAGAGGAGACCAACGUCGACACUGGAGUCGCCGUCUCUCCCCCGUCGGACACCGCCAUCGCAACCAUCACUCGCUCCUCCUCUUGUGACCUCUUGAGGACUUGUAACUCUGAGAGACCGUCAGUGGUUGGGGCUUCACCUGUGGGGCAGCAGGCCAAGGAGUUGACUAAAUGUUUGCCACAGACUAACCAUCAGGCGCCCUCUGGUGGCUCUAAAGGUGCAAAAGAGGAGAGCAGGACCACUGCAAGUGGACAAAGACCUUCACAGAAGCUGCUGGCAGAGAACAGCACAUCGACAGAGCUGUUGUCAGCAUACAUAAACCAUGAGGAGCCGGUCGAUGAGUUCUUUAUCUGAUUUCCCGUCACAUAAUCUGUCCACAGGGCACAGUGAUGCAGUCUGAUAAACGAGGGCCUGUUCUGGAGAACAAAACGCAGCAAAGUACCUCGGCAGGCGACCUGCUUCACCCAGAGGUGUCUGAACCCCAUUAAGUGGCUUUACUGGUCUUACUGGUUCAUGUUUUACAAUAACGACACUCUCCAGAGACCCAGCAACUUCGAGAUUAUGUUAGCAUAAAAGUGUUGACAGUGUUGAGCUUUUACACAGUACUUUACAAUAAUGUUCGCCUUAAAAUUUUCCUCAUCUUCUAAUGUUGCUACCAUGAACACCAAUGCAUUUUAUUUUAAUUUUAAGUGACAGACCAGUAUAAAGUAGAGGAUAAUUGGGAAAUGGAAGACAAAUUAUGAUUGGUUUACAAUUUUUUUCUUGUCAUAAAUUUUUUUUAAAAAAGCAUCAGCUUUGACCAUCAUCCCUGUUACUGCUGAAUGAAAGAAGUUCCACAGCAUGAUGCUGCCACCACUGUUUCAAAAUAAGAGUUUUCCUCCAGUGUUUCGCAUGUGAUCAGACCUUCUUCCAGAUGUUCACUCUCUUCUUACAACUUUUGUCUUCCCGCUCUUCCUGUAUGGGUUUGUUGCAGUUGUGCCAUAUUCUUUCCAUUUCAGAUGAUGGAACUCUGUGAGACUUUCAAAGCUUGGAAUAUCACCAAACCCUUCCUGCAUCUCAUUUAUUUUUGCUGAUUUUUUUAUGUUUACUAGCAACUCCUAGAGUUUUUACCCAAUAUCCGUAUUUCACUUUUCAGAUUUGAAUUUGUAAAAAGUAAUUAGUGAUCCAUGUAUCCUUUUCCUUCCAUUUGAU
Molecule: messenger RNA, 2751 nt
Organism: Poecilia reticulata (guppy)
Lineage: Eukaryota; Metazoa; Chordata; Actinopteri; Cyprinodontiformes; Poeciliidae
Gene: fam124b
Product: family with sequence similarity 124B
Cellular component (GO): nucleoplasm
Source: RefSeq, a predicted model, not a curated record